AUGGAACCUGAAGAAUUGGAGGCAUACCAUACAGUCCAGUACUGUUUUCCAUCUCAUAAUUCCUCCUGUACUAAGCAGGUCCGAUCUACAUCUGAGUACAUUGUUUUGUAUGUGUUCUUUUCAUCAAUAUCUGUAUCGACGGUAUUUUUGAACCUGCUGGUGAUCCUCUCCAUCUCUCACUUUAAACAGCUUCACACCCCCACCAACCUGCUCGUCCUCUCUCUGGCUGUAGCAGAUCUGAUGGUUGGAGGCAUUGUAAUGCCAAUGGAGUCCAUUAGACUGAUAGAAAGUUGCUGGUAUUUUGGGGAAAGGUUCUGUGCCGCUUAUCCUCUGAUUGUGUAUAUCGCCAUGUCGGCCUCUCUAGGAAAUCUGGUCUUCAUAUCAGUUGAUCGAUAUAUAGCUGUAAGUGAUCCCUUAAGAUACACCACUAGAGUAACCAUCAGAAAAACAUUAUUUUGUAUAAUCAUUUGCUGGAUUUGUUCUUUGAUCUAUGCUGUGGUUUUAUUGUUUGACCAUUUCUCUAAUCCUACGCUCCAUGUAGCCUGCUAUGGAAACUGUGUGGUCAUCACAGAGUUCACAUGGGGAAUUGUUGACCUGAUGUUUACGUCUGUGGGUCCCUGUACAGUCAUAAUUGUUUUAUAUGUGAAUGUUUUUAGCAUAGCUAGGAAACAAGUUAAAGUCAUCAAUGCAAUGAACACAAGCAUCAAAGAGAACGAAAAGGUUGCAUUACCAAAGAGGUCUGAACGAAAAGCGGCAAAGACUUUAGGCAUAGUGGUUGUGGUUUAUUUGCUUUGCUGGAUUCCGUAUUACAUAAGCAUUUUAACAGUGGAAACUAUUACAACCUCAUCGAUUACAAUGACCAUAUUUACUUGGCUGAUCUAUAUAAAUUCUUGCAUGAACCCUGUUAUCUAUGCAUUAUUUUAUCCAUGGUUUAAAACAUCAGUAAAACACAUUAUGACUCUUAAAAUACUGCAGUCAUCCUCCCCAUACAUGGACUUAUCUCAAGAUAACUAA
Messenger RNA from Chanos chanos (milkfish), 1014 nucleotides. RefSeq names its product trace amine-associated receptor 13c-like. The record is from RefSeq and is a predicted model, not a curated record. Gene Ontology annotation, cellular component: membrane. The transcript has a single exon. The coding region runs from base 1 to 1014 and encodes 337 amino acids. Gene Ontology annotation, biological process: G protein-coupled receptor signaling pathway. NCBI's taxonomy places the organism in Eukaryota, Metazoa, Chordata, Actinopteri, Gonorynchiformes, Chanidae. Gene Ontology annotation, molecular function: trace-amine receptor activity.